GAUAGUGAUUUAACGGCUGCUGAUGCUCUCUUAAUCCACACCCACGAAGAACUUCUCGUACGCGAAACAGGGAAUAAUUUCUCGCCCUUGCGUUAUAAACCCACUCACAAUCAACUUUACCCGCCUCUUCUCAUCCCCGCGGCCCGCCCCAUCAUCGACGAGUUUUAUUAUUUCAGUCCCUCCAAAACCCGAUAAUUCAGAAAAAAACCCUAGAUUGGGGGAUCAAAGAUUUAUCUCUGGAUUUCAACUCGUAUUAUUUAUCUCUGUAGUUUCUUUCUUUCAAUCUUCUCCAUUGCUGUUAUCACUCUUAUUUAAUUUUUUUUAUUUCACAUUCUUGGAGUGAGGGAUUUUGUGAGAAAUUAGGGUUUCUGCAUAUAAAGGUGUAUUGUAAUUUUGAAUUAAUGGAGGCUGCGCCCGGUGCUACCGCCACCGGGCGAAAUGGAGGGGUUUCCCUGCCGGCGAUGUCGUUGUCUUCUUCUCAACCUUCUCGUAAGGAGUGGCGAGUCGUCUCUGAGCAAUCAGCUCGAAACUCCGGUAACGAGGAGAUGGAACGUUCAAAACUAGGUCAAUCCGAUGAGAGACUGAUAUACGAGGUACAGCAUAGAGGAGAGCCAUUUGAUGUUGGUUUUUCCUCCAUAACUGUUGAUGGAGGUUUGGACAAUGAAAAUUUGCAGCAGAGACUUCAUACUGUGGCGAAACAAAGGGAGGAGUUGCAGAACAUGGAGAUUGAGCUUCGGGCGGAUGUCAUUGCGAGAUCAGAAAUUGUGGGUUUGCGGAAUACAUUCGAUGCCCGAGUUAAAGAACAUGCAAAUGCUACUGUCAAACUUCAGGAGCAACUGCAUGAAAAGGAACAGAAGAUACAUGAGCUGGAGAGAAGGAUGGACGAAAAGGAAAGAGAAUUGCAUGCUGUUAGAUUGGAUACUGAAGCGGCUUGGGCCAAAGAGGACCUGUUGAGAGAACAAAGCAAAGAGAUCCAGAGCUACAGGAGGGAUAGGGAUAACUCUGAAGCUGAAAGAGCACAACAUAUCCAACAAAUCCUUGAUCUUCAGGAACAUAUGCAAGACAAAGAGCGACAGUUCAUUGAGUUGCAGGAACAGCAAAGAAUUGCUCAAGAAACUAUACUUUUUAAAGAUGAGCAAAUAAGAGAAGCACAAGCUUGGAUAACUCGUGCUCAGGAAAUGGAUGUGAUGCAAUCAACCACUAAUCACACUUUACAAGCUGAACUACGAGAACGGACCGAACAGUAUAAUCAGCUGUGGCUUGGUUGUCAAAGACAGUUUGGGGAAAUGGAAAGGCUUCAUGUGCAUAUACAACAGCUACAGUUUGAAAUAGCCGAUGCAAGAGAAAAAAGUGGAAGUCGUUCAGAGGAGGCACAUCUUGUCCACACAAACACGGAUGAUGCCUCUCGGCUUGCACAAGUUAAUGGCAGCCAGUUGGAGGUGAAUGACAAUAAUUCACCAAGUGCAAUCACUGGAAGCCCACAAAAUGACAAAUCUGAAACUUCUGGAGGGAAUUUGGCACAGGCUGACCAUGAGCAUGGUGUAUCAUUUGCUCCUUCAUCCCUGUUUGGAAUGCCCACUUAUCUGCCAACUGCGUUGCAUCCAUUUGUAAUGCAUCAACAAGGUGUACUACACCCAUCACAUGUCACACAAUCUCAUUUUCACUCCUUACCUGCAAUGUCAUCAGUUCAAAAUUGGCAAAAUCAACAGGCUCUGUCAGAAGGUGAAAACAUGCUCAGACACAACCAAUAUUCUGAGCAAACUGAGGAAAACUUGAUGAGGACAGAUAUCCAUUAUGGCUAUGAAGCAUUAGUAAAUGGCCAAGUUCGUACAAAUUAUAGCGAUGCCAAGGUCAGCCCAACAGAUGCUGAUCCUGUGGUACCAUCAUUAAAUGGAGAGGGGCAGCUGCACUAUUCCAUAGAUGAAAGCAAUGGCAAUGCCACAUCUCUGCAGGAUCUGCUGCAAAUUUCUUCCCAGUUUCAUGAUGCUCUUAGAUUGGAUCCUCUUGAACGUGGCAAUGACACUAAGCUAAAAAAUGACAACCCAGUCAUUGAUCAUAGACUGGAGAACAAAAUCACUAGCAUUGAGAAUUCCAGUUUUGUUACCAACGGGUUCUUAUCUGAAGUUCCGAUCCAGGCUGUAAAUUUCAGCGGAGCCUCUUCAAAUACUGUAUUGAGUGCUGUUUCAGCAAAUACCAUUCUUUCCACUGGCCAGAAAAGUGAUUUGGUUGGAAAUCCUGGGGAAAGUUAUCUAUUGGAUGAAAGAGCAUUGCUGGCUUCUAUAGCUCGAACAAUAGGAUCAGGCAGCAGAAUUAGGAUUAGCUCAACCCUAGCAAAUAGACUUGGAAAAAUGAUUGCCCCUCUACACUGGCAUGACUAUAAAAAGAAGUAUGGGAAGCUUGAUGAUUUUGUGGCCAGUCAUCCUGAUUUAUUUCUGAUCGAGGGCGACUACAUUCAGCUACGGGGAGGUGCACAGCAAAUAAUAGCCGCCACAACAGCUGUUGCUAAAGUGGCUGCUGCUGCUGCAGCAGCACCGCCUUCAUACUCGUCAGUGAUGCCUUCUGUAGCAAUGACUCCCAUGGCACAGUCUAACAGGUUUAAAAAGGUCUCCUCUCUUGAAUCCUCAUACAUGGAUGCUGACAAGGCCAGCUUUAAUCAAGUUGCAGUACCUAGACCUUCAAAUACCGUCGACAUAUUCAGCAAAUCCAACGAUCAUAUGGAAUUGAAUGGGUCCGAAAGUAGGCCUGGCUGGUCCGCACAGCCGACAGUUGGAAACGGGACAAACUCUAACCGAAAUGAUUUUUCUCAAAGCAAGGGUGCUUCUCAUGGGAGGCCUGGCUCUAGUUUAGUUGGAAAACAACAUAGCAGCAGGCCAAUGGGUGCUGCACCAAGUCCAAGAAGAUAGGUAAUUAUCGGAUAAGUAUGCGAAAACUCGCGGCUAAGCAUCAAGUAGCUGGAGAUUGGUGACUGGGGGGAGGCUGUAAAAUCUGAAGUUAAAUUCUCCAGUUUUAUUUAUCUCAUAGAAAAUCUCAAUCAGAAGACUGACAGAUAGGGGCAACAUCACAUUUUGUUAAAUUUAACUAACUGAAUUUUUUAAUUUGUAUUUUAGCAUGGUGCUGAACAAGCAUCUAAUUUGCCCGCCCUUUCUUCUGUUGUUGAUCAACUUGCAGCAUUGGAAUUUUUAAAUUAUGGGGAAACUGGUGAUAAUUUAGGUGAUGAACAUAAUUGUUAACCUUGAAA
Erythranthe guttata (spotted monkey flower) is the source of this 3238-nucleotide messenger RNA. RefSeq lists its product as uncharacterized. NCBI's taxonomy places the organism in Eukaryota, Viridiplantae, Streptophyta, Magnoliopsida, Lamiales, Phrymaceae. The record is from RefSeq and is a predicted model, not a curated record.